Messenger RNA from Colletotrichum truncatum, 1317 nucleotides. RefSeq lists its product as uncharacterized. The record is from RefSeq and is a predicted model, not a curated record. Lineage: Eukaryota; Fungi; Ascomycota; Sordariomycetes; Glomerellales; Glomerellaceae.
AUGGCCACCAAGCGCCCUCGAAGCCCAGAGCUAAUAUCAAACCCAUUCAUCAAGAAGUGCAACCUCGAAUGGUCCCUCGACAUCCCCUCGCACCCACAAGCCGACGAGGAACAAAAAGACGACGAGGAAGCGGGCGGCGGCCCCAGUCUCUCCGCAGCGCUGGAAUCAGGCGCCGCGACGCACCGGGACCCAGCAGCGCACUUCUUCGCGCACCUCGCCGGCGCCGCGCUCGAGCCGUACCCGAAAGACACGCCUCGGCUUCCGCCAGCGGAGUUUCGGCAUCUUUUCGAGCGCAGCGUCGGCUCCGACCGCGGCGCGCAUUUCGUGGUCCACCAGCACGACCACCCCGUCGCCGGCACGCAUUACGACCUCAGGUUGCAGGUCAACGGGGCCAGCAGCGUCAGCUGGGCCGUCAUGUACGGGUUACCCGGCGACCCGAACUCGAAGCGGCUUAAUCGGAACGCGACGGAGACGAGGGUCCAUUGUCUUUGGAACCACGUCGUGGAGACGGGGAGCGCCGAGACGGGGAGUUUGGUGAUUUGGGAUUGCGGGACUUACGAGGUGCUUCCGAGGGUUCGUCCUGGUGUUGUUGAUCCGGAUUCUGGGGGCGAGGAGGCGGAGGAGGAGGAGCGCGAGGACGAGAACGAGGGGACUGAGCAGGAGAAGUUGGCGAGGGCGUUCCGGGAGAGGAAGAUUAGGGUUAGACUGCGUGGAUGGAGGUUGCCGAGGGAUUACGUGUUAAAUUUGAGGUUGACCAAGGGGGAGGAUGCGGAGGGGAGGAGGAAGAGUGCAAGGGCUCUUGGGAAGCCUAGAAGACGGCGGAGGAGAGGGGGCAUCGGGGAGAAGGCGGCGGCGGCUGCUGUCGAGACUAGUUCUGAUGAUGAUGAUGAGGAGGAGGAGCAGAGGCUUGGCGAGACGGAUGUGGUGCCUGAGCCUGGUGGUGGGGAGGGUGAGAAGGGGCUGACGGAGAUGGAGAGGGAGUUGAGGGAGCUGGAGGAUGAGGAGGUGAGGAGGACGAACGCUUAUAAGGGUGCUGAGAAUAGCGUCGGGAGCAUGUAUCAGAGGAGAUGGUAUCUUUCGCUUGAUAGGGAGGGGAGCGGGUUUGUCAAGGGGAGAAGGGGCUGGGUUAGGGAUCGGGAGAAGAAGGAGGAGGAGGAAGAUGACGGGGGGAGUGGGAGGCUGAGGUUCCCUUUCUAUGUAAAGGGGCCGGAGGUUGAGAGGAGCGUUAUAACGGGACGCCUGGGGGAGGAGGUUUUGAGGGACGAAGGUGUUGUGGGGUUCGUGAAGAGGAGGGGUUGGAAACCGGUUUUGAAUUAG